This is a messenger RNA of Zygotorulaspora mrakii, 786 nucleotides long. RefSeq names its product Ask1p (gene ASK1). The record is from RefSeq and is a predicted model, not a curated record. The transcript has a single exon. The coding region runs from base 1 to 786 and encodes 261 amino acids. NCBI's taxonomy places the organism in Eukaryota, Fungi, Ascomycota, Saccharomycetes, Saccharomycetales, Saccharomycetaceae. Gene Ontology annotation, biological process: attachment of spindle microtubules to kinetochore. Gene Ontology annotation, cellular component: mitotic spindle pole body; mitotic spindle; DASH complex.
AUGAGGCCAUCAGGUAUGGAUCAACCGGAGGAAAUAAUUGAGAAGCUCGAUCAAGAGAUUACUCUACAGCUGCAGCAGAUAGACUCCAAUUUAAGCUAUUGCUUCAACACGAUAACGAAGAAUAUUAUCCCCAAGGUGACGCGUUACGGUGCGAUAUGUGACGAUAUAAUGGACAGCGGGAACUGGUUAGGCACGAUGUUCCAGCAGACGGCUGCUGUCGAUUUGAAGCUGAACAAUCCGUUGGUGGUCGAGGAGCAGCUAGAUGCGAGCGGCACUGGAGCGAGCAAGGGUGCGCAGCCAGAGAGUCUUUUCCCCACCGCGGGCGGCCGCAAACUGGUCGAUUCGUCGGGUGAGUUGGCUAUACCUCCAUCCAACGCGUCCAUGAGUGAGGAUGACUUUCACACUGCAAAUGUGACCACGACCACGACAGGUCGGAUACUACGGUUGCCUUCCGAUUCUAGCGAGGAAGAGAAUGACGACGACAGUAAAAGAGUGGCCAGAGAGGCCGAUGGAAGCACGCUGCAAAGGCAAAGGCGCAAGCGGAAAGUCUCGCUGCUGCUGCAGAGAGAAUAUGGAUCAAGUUCUAGCAUGGGGCUGUCGCCUGUGCAUGUAAACUCCAAUAAGCUGCGGAACCCGGACGAGGAAGACGAUUCGUUGGGCAGCUCACCAAUGAAAGUGCACCAAGAUACCCAAGACGAGAGUACCAAGGAAGUCCCUGUCCCAGGAACGGUUAUACAUUUCGCCACAGCAUCGGGAUCAGGUGCAGGUGCAGCGUCUAACCUCUAG